GACCCGGAAGUGGGCUGAAAGGGAACCCGGAAGUCCUGGGAAGAAAAGGGAAGCGGCGAGACUCCGGCCAGGAUGGACGACACGCUCUUCCAGUUAAAGUUCACAGCCAAGCAGUUGGAGAAGCUCUCCAAGAAAGCAGAAAAGGACUCCAAGACCGAGCAAGCCAAAGUCAAGAAGGCCCUUCAGCAGAAGAAUGUGGAGUGUGCACGUGUCUACGCAGAGAACGCCAUCCGGAAGAAGAACGAAGGCGUCAACUGGCUGCGCAUGGCUUCCCGCGUGGACGCAGUGGCCUCCAAGGUUCAGACGGCAGUGACCAUGAAAGGGGUGACGAAGAGCAUGGCCCAGGUGACCAAGGCCUUGGACAAAGCCCUCAGCUCCAUGGACCUGCAGAAGGUCUCGGCGGUGAUGGACAAAUUCGAGCAGCAGGUGCAGAACCUGGACGUCCACACUUCGGUGAUGGAGGACUCCAUGAGCUCAGCCACGACGCUGACCACACCCCAGGAGCAAGUGGACAGCCUGAUUGUGCAGAUCGCGGAGGAAAACGGCCUGGAGAUCAUGGAUCAGCUGAGCCAGUUGCCUGAGGGCGCCUCUGCGGUGGGAGAGAGCUCUGUGCGUUCCCAGGAGGAUCAGCUGUCGCGAAGGUUGGCGGCCUUGCGGAAUUAACCUCCCUCGCUCCUAGGAAGUGCUGCUUCUGCCUCGGCCAUGUAUGAUUUGUGGGGUCUCUGUAAGAGACCCCUGGCCUUCUGUUCCCCCCUCCUCCUCCUCUUUGGACUGGUCCCCCACUCUGUGGGCACGUGGCAAGACCAUCACUAAAUGCCUCCCCCCAUUUCGGGAUGAUUGCUCAGCUCCUCUCUGAAGCGGCAGAGGCGGUGGCAGGCUUGCCUACAUGUAAGCGGGGGGGGGGGGGACACUUUGCAGGGUUGUUUUUUGUUCCAGAGACUCUCCUUUCAGUCUGGGUUUUGGGUCACAUUCUUGGGUUUGGGGGUUGGAGGAAUCGGAUCCCAGGACCCUUGCAAACGAAUUCAAACGUGGCCCUUGCAAGAAUGAGCUUGCGUGCAUUCUGAAAAGGAGCAGGGUCCCGAUCCACACUGCUGCCUGCGUGUGUAGAGGCAGGCAUGGCAUGGCGCUCCUCCUUUUGUGGCUCCCGGGGGUCAGGCCUGCCAGUAGAUGAGAUGUGCUCCCCAGACCCCCUUUGGCAGCACCUCUGCUCCCUCCCUUGGAUUGACAAGCACCGUCAAGUGACCUUUGUUAUUGAUGCACUCACCCUCUGCUGCCUCCGCACCCACCCCUCCCUGGAACUCCCAUCAGCUGGGUUUGAGGCCCUCCUCCGCUUUCCCCAGCAGGCCUCCCUGCAUGCAGGUUGGCUUUGGCCCAUUUCCUGAGGCCUCUGCUGCUAGAGAGACUUCUCUGCCUCUUCCCAGACAUCCCUGCUGUUGUCAAAAAGACUUGGGGCCUCGAAGCAGAGGUUGCUGGAUGGCUUCGAGCACUGAUCCUGGACGCGGCUGCCAUGCUCCGUUCUGCCCAAGCAGCACUGAGAAGCAACCUGCUCAAGAGGUCAGCCCUGUAAAGCAGGACUUAAGGCAGAGGGCUGGAAAGGGGGGAUGAAAGUCUCUUGCUGGGAUCUGAAAAGAGGCUAUUAUUGCUCUCUUUUGACCCCCCCCCCCUUUUCAAUUUCUCAAGGGCCUUGUACCUUUCCUGCUCCUCCGUCUCCCCUUCCUGCUGUAAAGAUCUGGGGGAAGCAUGUAUCAAAGGCCUUCUCGGUCAAUGGAAGGCAUGUCCUCCAACUCUUGGGGUCCUGUGUUCUGGUUUGCCUUCUCUCUCUCUUUUUUUUAAAGAAUUAAACCAAGUACUGUUAAUUCCUUGACGUUGUUUUAAAUAAAUGAAUACUGUCUGGAAA
Molecule: messenger RNA, 1897 nt
Organism: Heteronotia binoei (common prickly gecko)
Lineage: Eukaryota; Metazoa; Chordata; Lepidosauria; Squamata; Gekkonidae
Gene: CHMP1A
Product: charged multivesicular body protein 1A
Exons: 7
Coding region: 73-663 (196 amino acids)
Biological process (GO): protein transport; endosome transport via multivesicular body sorting pathway; late endosome to vacuole transport
Cellular component (GO): ESCRT III complex; multivesicular body
Source: RefSeq, a predicted model, not a curated record